Messenger RNA from Pelodiscus sinensis (Chinese soft-shelled turtle), 1187 nucleotides. It is a transcript of the gene AIMP1, whose product is annotated as aminoacyl tRNA synthetase complex interacting multifunctional protein 1. Lineage: Eukaryota; Metazoa; Chordata; Testudines; Trionychidae. Gene Ontology annotation, molecular function: tRNA binding. The record is from RefSeq and is a predicted model, not a curated record.
UCUUUGCUGGAACUAAGGCGGCACACUGCAUGUCAGUGGCAGGCGUUUUCCGGGGCAGCCACGAGAGCGGGGUCCUUUCUCUCGCGCCUCCUCCCGACGCUGCGGCGGAGGCGGUGACCUCGGGUUCGGCUUCCCCCGGUUCAUGUUUUUAGUCCGUUCCUUGAUAAAGAUGGCAGCCAAUAAUGCAGUAUUGAACAGACUGGAACAAAAGGGUGCAGAGGCAGAUCAAGUCAUUGAAUACCUCAAACAGCAAGUUGCUCUUCUAAAAGAGAAAGCUAUCUUGCAGGCAUCUCUCAGAGAAGAAAAGAAGCUUCGAGUAGAAAAUGCUAAACUGAAGAAGGAAAUUGAGGGACUGAAACAAGAGCUGAUUCAGGCAGAAAUUCGGAAUGGAGUGAAACAUAUCCCACUUUCAUCCAGUGGAACCAUUUCUACAGCUUCAUUUUCAGAAGACUUGCCACAGUCUAUACCUGUCACAUCCUCUUCUGGCCCCAAAGAUGAAAUUAAAGGUGGAAGUGAAGAAAAGAAAAAAAAAGAGAAAGCAGAAAAAAAAGGAGAGAAGAAAGAGAAGAAGCAGCAGCCACCAGCAGCUGGGAGUGAUGACUCUAGACCUAUGGAUGUAUCUCGUCUAGACCUUCGUGUUGGUUGUAUUAUUACUGCAAAAAAUCAUCCUGAUGCAGAUUCUCUAUAUGUCGAGGAAGUGGAUGUUGGAGAAGCAAACCCAAGAACUGUUGUCAGUGGCUUAGUGAAACAUGUGCCUCUAGAACAGAUGCAGAAAAGAAUGGUAAUAUUACUCUGUAACCUGAAGCCUGCAAAAAUGAGGGGAGUGGUAUCUCAAGCAAUGGUGAUGUGUGCCAGCUCACCAGAGAAGGUGGAGAUCCUUGCUCCCCCCCGUGGGGCUGUUCCAGGGGAGAGAAUCACUUUUGAAGGCUUUUCUGGAGAACCUGACAAGGAACUUAAUCCUAAGAAGAAGAUCUGGGAGCAGAUCCAACCUGACCUUCAUACUAAUGACCAGUGCAUUGCUACCUACAAAGGAGUUCCAUUUGAAGUGAAGGGAAAGGGUGUCUGCAGGGCUCAGACCAUGGCCAGCAGUGGAAUCAAAUAAAUAAAACCAAUUACUGAGAAGUUUUUCAGGGGCUUAAAUGAAAAGUGGUGCAAGCACAAUAAAGACAUGAAUAUAUUCCCCCCAA